Dictyostelium discoideum AX4 is the source of this 1002-nucleotide messenger RNA. RefSeq lists its product as hypothetical. The coding region runs from base 1 to 1002 and encodes 333 amino acids. Gene Ontology annotation, molecular function: protein kinase binding. The record is from RefSeq and is a predicted model, not a curated record. Lineage: Eukaryota; Evosea; Eumycetozoa; Dictyosteliales; Dictyosteliaceae. The transcript has 3 exons.
AUGACAAGCCAAUUCCAAAAAAGAUUAAAUGCUAAAUAUUUAUUGAUGAAAUCUGACCCAUACUAUUCACAAAAGUAUCCAGAUAGUAGUUUAAAUAAUCACCCUUUUCAUCAUAUAGUAUUACCAUAUAAAUUACCAACAGUUUUAGAUAUAAUACAAGAUAGUUUGGAGAAUGUCAAAAAUGUUGAAUUAAAGGAAGAUCAAACACCAUUGUUUUACAGUUUAUGUCAUGUUUUGACAGAGUUACCAAUAAUCGGUGAUAAUAUAUUAUUAAAAGCUGGUACACAAUAUCAUUCAAAUCUAUUCGUUUCUCCUACAAGCGAAGUACCAAAAAUAUCAAUAACUGAAUAUUUAACUAGACUUGUAAAAUUCUCACCAUGUUCCAAAGAAUGUUUCAUUAUGAUUAUAGUUUAUAUUGAUAGAAUUAUUUCAAAAACAAAUUUUAUUAUAAAUAGUUUUAAUAUUCAUAGAUUAUUAAUAACUGCAAUUAUGGUUGCUUCUAAAUAUAUAGAUGAUAUCUUUUAUAAUAAUGAAUACUAUAGUCAUAUUGGUGGUGUUACCAGAGAUGAAUUAAAUAGAUUAGAAAUUUCAUUUUUAAAUUUACUACAAUUCGAUCUUUCAUGUCCAUUACCGGAUUACUUGGAUUAUUUCUCAAAAUUGGAUUCAUUUGUUAGUAAAUUAAGAAGACAAAAUAAAAAAGACUCUGUCAUUAAAAUUCAUCACCAUUCUGUAAAUCAACAAUAUCAACAACAACAACAAAUGCAAAUGCAGCAACAACAACAAAUGCAACAACAAAUGCAACAACAACAAUAUCAACAACAUGCCCAACAACAACAAUAUCAACAAAUUCAAUCACCACAAAGAGAUUCAAGAUCAAAUAUUUCAAAAAUAAUAAAUCCAAUUAAUGAUAAUAAUUCUCCAAGUAUGGUAACAUCUACAAGAAGAAAAUCAAUAACACAACAACCUCAAACUCAAUUUAUUCUUCCAAAAUGUAUUUCUUAA